AUGUGCCUAAAAGCGUUCUCUCUUCUGUCUACGCCACGUGCUUGUCUCCUUGCAGAUCUGUUUAUUUCCCGUGUCCAGGGUGCGGAGAGCGUCAGCAAAACGGAGACCACCGACCCUGGCAGCGAGGUGGCAGGCUCAAAGAAAGCCCGACCUUCUGACAGGGUGGAGUCUAUGAUCUACUUUGGCCACGGCAGUGAUGUAAUCCCAAAGGCCGUGCCGGAGUAUGCUGAAGUCAUGGAGCGCUACAGGAAAGAGGUCUUUCGCCUGCUGCUAGCCUCUAUGGCUCUCACUGCAGCAUCGCUGGAUCUGCCGCUGGGGCACUUUGAGCCUUUCUUCACCGAGAAGAAUCUCAGUGCGAACGAGAACACCGUGCGCUUGGCAUACUACCCGGCCUACAAGGAAGGGGAAGAGCCACUCCCUGGACAGCUUCGAUACGGCGAGCACACGGACUACACAGGCUUCACCUUCCUGUGGCAAGACCACAAUGCGUCUGGGCCGCAGACGGCUGCUACCAACAUCGACCCGCCUCCUGGAGGGCUCCAGGUUCGGAUGCCUGACGGCUCCUGGGUGGACUGUCCACCGAAGCCCAAGGCCUUCACGAUCAAUGCAGGCGAUUUGAUCCAGGCUUGGACCAACGAUGUCUUUCUCUCCAACUCUCACCGCGUGGUGAAUCCACCUCCUGGAGCAAGGGACCGGCAUGACCGAAUCAGCAUCGUCUUCUUCACUGGCCCUGCCAAUGAUACGAUAGUGGAACCCCUGCCGAGUCCCCAGCGGUUGGCAGCCGGCGAUGGUGAGCCAUCAAAGCUCAGUUUAGAUGUCGAUGCCAAGGAGUGUGAGGAGAUCGCGGCCAUUUGCCGACACCUGGACCUUCGCAUCGAGGUGCUGCCGGCGCCGCCGGGCAGCGCUGCCUCGAAACGCGUCACAGCUACUCGAACGGAAGACCUCUUUGAAGAGGCAGAACCCGAGCAGGCGAAGGUUGAGCCACGUCCUGCGGAAGUCAGUGGGAAGGUUCGCCUGGAGGAGCGCUUCGGGCGGAAGCCGCCGAAAGCGGCGGUCGAGGCUGAGACCCUCUUAGAGAAGAGCCAGUUGCCAAAGCUCACCGACUUCUAUCGGGCACUCGUGGAUGCUUAUCCUGGCUUCCAUGUGCCUCUGGCGAAGCUUCUCACCCUGAAUCUGCGCGCUGCAGGGGUCUCCGG
Symbiodinium pilosum is the source of this 1196-nucleotide messenger RNA. The record is from the annotation of a GenBank genome assembly. Lineage: Eukaryota; Dinophyceae; Suessiales; Symbiodiniaceae.